Molecule: messenger RNA, 2157 nt
Organism: Lytechinus variegatus (green sea urchin)
Lineage: Eukaryota; Metazoa; Echinodermata; Echinoidea; Temnopleuroida; Toxopneustidae
Exons: 11
Coding region: 1-2157 (718 amino acids)
Biological process (GO): netrin-activated signaling pathway
Cellular component (GO): membrane
Molecular function (GO): netrin receptor activity
Source: RefSeq, a predicted model, not a curated record
AUGGACAGUUCGGCUAUUUGGCAAGUUCUUAAUGAAGACAUUCCUGACACCACGCUGUUGCAAGUUGCCCGUCAUAUCAGCAAAGAGAAGUUCUAUGAAAUCGGGGUUCAACUGGGAUUUGACGAGAUAGAGUUACAACACAUCGAGCAUCGAUCCCUGUACAAUAGGAAGGAUGCUAAUAUCCAAAUGCUCUCGAUGUGGAAAGCAUCUCAAAUAUCAUCAGAUAAACCGGAUGAGAAACUGAAAAUGGUCUGGGAAUCUUUGAAUGAGGCCUCAAAAGCGACGGACAAAAAUGAUGAUGAGAAUAGAGAUGAAGAUGAUGGCGACACUCCUCUUAACCCGGAAGUGAAAGCUGACCCAUCACCACAACAAGAACCAGAACAAGAUGAAGAGGAAUACAAUGAAGAUUGGAAGAUCAUCGAAUACUUAGGGUCAGACAGAGAUGAAAUUGUUGGAGACUUAGACGAGUAUGGAGGUUCACCUGGUAAUUCAGAACUUUGUGCAGUUGUUCGUCCAGUGGCGAAUGUCACGUUGGCCUUACAAAUAGCUAAAGCUCUUCGCUUGGACGUUAAUGACAUCAUAGUUCUCAUUGCUCCUCGCGACACUGGAUUAAUGGAGAGACUAGCAUGGAAACUCCUUGAUCAAUGGUGUAGACGUUUAGGAAGACGGGAGAAGGGAGAGAAGAUGGCUGCGCUUCUUCAAGGAUACAACAUCGGAGAUACUUACACAGGUAUUGGUGAAAUCUCUGCCAAGAUUCGUACAACUCCAGACUUCAUCGACCUCACCCAACGGCUGGUUCUACCAGCUUCUGAAAUUCUUCAGGUGAUGUCAUCGUAUUUGACAUUUGAACCUGCCUUGAUACGUCUGGUGAUUCUCCAAAUGCUUCAGAGAUGGGUCAAACAAGGAGGAACAAGGUUGAGAUUGCUUGAAAUUGCUCAAGCUUUUAAUUUCACUGAUGCUGCAGAACACAUAGCUACAGCCAUGCAACAUCACCCGGGUUUCUUUGUUCCGUUUGCACAUGGCAUUAUUGAUCACGAUGGUGCAGAGCUGAAACUAGAUGACCUUGGCAUCAGAGUAUCCAUUCCUUCAGGAGCGAUUUCCAAAGGAAUUAGAUCACUUGUUACUCUCACUGUUCUAAAAGGAAGUUCAUCCACGUUACCCCUGGAUGCUGGCGAGGUUCUCAUAACACCGAUCAUCCAGUGUUCCAUUAACCAAGAUCUUCUCAAACCUGCAACCACAGUGCUUCCUCAUUGCAUCACACCAGAUCAAUAUAAACAGAAGAAACAAGACUUGCGUAUGAAGCUUUACAGCAAAAUAGGACCAGGAGAAUUUGGGUAUAGGACAUUGCUUCCUGAAUCUUCAAGAGACUUCGAGACCGCCGAAGACAGGGUUACCUUCUCAACGCGUCAUCUUCAGUACUUUGCUCUGUCUUCAAACGACAUUCAUGGAGUUCAGUUUAUCUGUGAAGUAUCACAGCCUCUGUUCAUGAGCAACCCCCCGCAGCCAACUCUACGAAUCUACAUUGCACAUCCUUACAACAAAGACUCUGCAAGUGUAAAAGGACAGAAUUACAGCUUAUCGGAACCAUUCUGCGAAGUCACGACUGUAUUCAAAUUUAGUCUGGAAUCUGCUGAAGAUAACAUCAAGCUUUCGUGUUUCUCUGGCUCAGAGAAGACUCAAGAAACUGUUCACGUGCGUUGCCUACUUUCUGGAGGUUGUAAUACUCAAGACAUCAGUCUGCCGCCCUCAACCGAUGAUAAGCGUGUUCGUGUUUGCAUUGAGCAAGGCCCAUCAAUACUUGCAGAACAAGAAAUUCAUAUCUCCAAAGAAGUGGAACCUGACUACGACAAAGCUCAAAGAAGAGGCCGAAUGAAGUUCGUUUCAAACAGCAUGAUACAGGUACUGACUGAUAUAGUUUGUGGAAUAAAUGAAGCAAGUAAGCUUGGUUACAAACUCGGUUUCUCCUAUUCAACGGUGGAGAAAUACUUGGUCAGAGCUGACUUUUCGGCCAGAACCGUCUCAAGAUCAGGUCUUAGGGAGAUGAUUGAAGACUGGAGACAGCGUGUCCGACCCAGUGAGCAGGUUGAGAAACUCCAACUUGCCCUUGAGGCUGCACGGUUAAGACACGAAGCUGAAAUUCUCUUUGACAAAAGUUAG